AUGUGGAACCGUGUGACGUCGCCGCUCCUCCGCGCCGCCCAUGCCCGCUCGAUGGCCUCGCAUGGCCAUGGCCACGGCAGCUACCCGCAUGGCAUGCACUUCCACGUCGACCCGGUGCAUAAGGCGCUCGGCACGGCCUUUGGCACGCUCACGUGGCUCUGGAUCUUCUACCGCGCCAAGGAAGACGGCGCCGUCGUCUUGGGCUGGGAGCACCCGUGGGACCAUGGCCAUGGCCACGGCCACCACGACGCCCAUGCCGGCCCCGUCGCGUACGAAAAGGUCGAAAUCGGCGAGCGCCCGCGCCUCGUCGAAGAGUAA
Saprolegnia diclina VS20 is the source of this 318-nucleotide messenger RNA. RefSeq lists its product as hypothetical. Gene Ontology annotation, cellular component: mitochondrial inner membrane. Bases 1 to 318 code for a protein of 105 amino acids. The record is from RefSeq and is a predicted model, not a curated record. The transcript is spliced from 2 exons. Lineage: Eukaryota; Oomycota; Saprolegniomycetes; Saprolegniales; Saprolegniaceae.